AUGCCUUCCUCCGACCCCGUUUUCUCGACGCCCCUCACUCGGUUGUUCAAGAUCAGCCACCCAGUCAUGCUUGCGGGGAUGAACGUUGCAGCUGGGCCCAAACUCGCCGCCGCUGUAACCAAUUCAGGCGGUAUUGGUGUUAUUGGAGGCGUUCGCCAGAGCCCAAAAUUCUUGAAAGGCUGUAUUCAAGAGCUGAAGGCUCACCUGGAAGACAAGGACGCGCCUUUUGGAGUCGAUCUUCUCCUUCCUCAGGUUGGGGGCAGCGCUCGCAAAACCAACAAAGAUUACACGAGUGGCCAGCUUCCAGAGCUCGUCGAUGUCAUUAUUCAAGGUGGGGCAAAGUUAUUUGUCUGUGCUGUCGGUGUUCCACCCAAAUGGGCCGUCGACAAACUUCAUGCUGCCGGUAUUCCUGUAAUGAACAUGAUUGGACACCCUAAGCAUGUUUCAAAGGCACUCGCGCAAGGUGUCGAUAUCAUUUGUGCACAAGGUGGUGAGGGUGGGGGACACACCGGAGAUACCCCUUUCUCGAUUCUCAUCCCCGCCGUGGUGGAUCUCUGCAAAUUUACCAAAAGCCCCUUGACUGGCGAACCCGUCGUCGUCGUGGCUGCUGGAGGCAUUGCUGACGGCCGUGGUCUUGCUGCAGCUCUUGUAUAUGGCGCUUCAGGUGUUUGGGUGGGCACACGGUUCGUUGCUAGCGUUGAAGCUGGGGCUCCAAAAAAGCACAAGGAACAAGUCCUUAGUGCUGGCUAUGAUGAUAUCGUCCGAACCCUCGUAUACUCUGGACGGCCGAUGAGCGUACGGAAGACUCCAUAUGUCAACGAGUGGACCAGGGAAACAAAGAGGAGUCAAGAGCUUCAGGACUUGGUUUCGCAAGGCAAAAUACCUCAUGACGUUGAGCUUCAGCAACGCCCGGAAAGGUCUCUGGAGGGCAGAUCUUGGCUCAUGGGGCGAGUCGCGGGCUCCAUCCGUGAUAUCAAGCCUGCGAAAGAAAUUGUCGAGGAGCUCGUAUCAACUGCUGCGAAGACCUUGAACACUCUUGCGUCCCUUCAGAUAGCAAGGGCCAAGCUGUAG
Cyclocybe aegerita is the source of this 1071-nucleotide messenger RNA. NCBI's taxonomy places the organism in Eukaryota, Fungi, Basidiomycota, Agaricomycetes, Agaricales, Hemipholiotaceae. The record is from the annotation of a GenBank genome assembly.